Molecule: messenger RNA, 2463 nt
Organism: Antrostomus carolinensis (chuck-will's-widow)
Lineage: Eukaryota; Metazoa; Chordata; Aves; Caprimulgiformes; Caprimulgidae
Gene: AP5Z1
Product: adaptor related protein complex 5 subunit zeta 1
Exons: 16
Coding region: 235-2391 (718 amino acids)
Cellular component (GO): AP-5 adaptor complex
Source: RefSeq, a predicted model, not a curated record
GAGAUCCAGGAGGAGGAGCUGCGGAGAUUCACCUCCCGCCUGGCCGCCCUCCUGCAGGGCCCGGAGCUGGGCCCCGAGGCCGUGGACUGUCUCCAGAGGCUGCACCUCACCCUCGCCGCCACCAAGUAUCCUCGCAAGCUAGAUGGCAAGUUCGUGGAACUGUUGCAGACAGUGCUGUGUUCAUCCAAAUGCCCUGAGCAGAUUCAGGUGUUAUGUGCUGCCAUCCUGAGAGAGAUGUCACCUUGCAAUGAUCUGAUCCUCUCCUGUGAUGAAAUUGAAGAUACAAAGCUCUUGAGCUUGGUAUCCUCCGUCCUUUUGGCUCAGGGAAAUAAGGCUGAAGUGUCUGCUGUGGGGCAGCGUGUUGUAAAAGUCCUUGAAAGAAGACUACCUGAGGGUCAGGGUGCUCAAUACCUUCUUCCUGUCCUCUCAAAUGUCAUCAGUCUUUCACCAGAAUCUCUAACUGAAGAGCAGACCAAUGUAGUCAGUAAGAAGAUGGCUCACUGGCUGAGGUAUGCGAGUGUUCAGCAAGGAGUCACUCGACCAUCUGGAGGCUUCUUCUCCAGUCCCAGGACCAGACAGCCUGAUCUUGUCACAGAGGUGGAUGGUGCCAUUGCCACAGAUUUCUUCACAGUGCUCUCAGUGGGUCAGUGCUACACACAGGACCAGUGGCUCAACGUGCAAGCCUUCUCCAUGCUGCGAAAUUGGCUGCUGUGCUACGGGGGCAAGGGGUUGAAGACACGUAGUUCAGAUGACAAACCAAGAAUGAACAGGUCUGUUAUGUCCAUAGUCUCAACUACAUUCACAUCUAGUCGCCUGCUUCCCCCAAAGGACCGUCUGCGGGAGAAAGCCUUCGAGUACUGCCAGCGGCUUAUUGAGCAGAGCAACCGGCGACCCUUGAAGAAAGAUGAUGGAGACCUGCAGAAAGCUUGUCUCAUUGAGGCAGUGACAAUCAUGGACAUCAUCUGCAAACAGGAUUCCUCCUACGUGUACCGCGCAGUCUCCAUCCUGAAAAUCCUGCACGGCAGAAUCUGUGGGGAUGCCUCUUAUGCCAGGGCACUGCUGCCCAUUGCCCAGUUCUUCCUGAACCACGGCAAAAUGGCAGCUGUGAACUCCGAUGCGAUCUACAAACACUUACUCACUGACAUUCCGGCUCAGCUCUUCCACAACCCAUCACUGGCCUUCGAAUUUGUCCAGUUCUGCAAAGACAACAGCCAGCUCUUCACUGAGACCCCCAGCAUAUUCAGGGAGAGCUUCCCAAAUCUCUUCAAGUUCCUGGCGUGGAACAGCCCACCCCUUAUCUCUGAGUUUGUGGACCUACUUCCAUUUCUGCUGGAUGCAGGCACAGCUGUUGAGAUCUUCCAUAUGCUGCUCGACUUGCCCUGUUUAACUGCAGCUCUGGACAUCCAGCUGAGGUCAGCUGCUCUUCCUACCUCAGAGAAGGCUGCCUGCGACCCAGCUGUGAAGCCAGCCACCUGUCUGGAAGCCUUUCACCAUCCCCUCUACAAGAACAUGUUCCAGUAUCUUCUCCGCAGCAAGUCUACUCCUGAGGAUGCCCCAGAGAGGCUUAUUCCGCUUCGGCAGCUACUGGGAUCACUGGCCAGCAGCCCAAGGGUCGUGCAAUGCGCAGAGACUGUCCCUGUCUUACUGGAGCUCUUUUUCAGGGUGGUGGCAGAGUUUGCAGAUGGAGCACUGAUAAACCAGCUGGUGGUGCUGCUGCUGCAGAGGAGCGACCAGCUCUACGAGAUCCCAGCCUUUAAAGAUGACGUGUACAGGGUGCUGAGCUCGCAGCUGGUGAUGCUCUGCAAGCUGCACCCUGCACUCAUCACGGAACUGUCUACAGAGAUUCUGGAGUUCUCAGGAGCAGUCAGCAACAUCCAGAACAAGGAAGCCAUCUUCACCCAUGUGGUCUGGGCUAUUGGAGAGUACAUGUCUGUGUCCUAUGACAAGCGCUGCACUGUGGAGCAGAUCAGCUGGUUCUUUGAGACUUUAGAGGCUGUGCUGUUUGAAAUCACCCAGCUUCGACCACUGGCCAGCACCCCCAAAUACCCACCUCAUGCCAUCUGUGUCCUUAUGGCCACCUUGACCAAGCUGGCAACUCGCAGCCAGGACUUGAUCCCCAGAGUGUCCAUGUUCCUGUCCAAGAUGAGGACGUUUGUGCAGAGCCCUGCUGUCACCUCUGUUUACUGUGAGGAGGACCUUGAGGAGAUCCUCAUCCGAGCAACCGAGCUCAUGAACCUACUGAAAAUGCCAAGUGUGGCUCAGUUUCUGUUCACGCUGCCUGGAAACGUGGCCAGCACACAGUUUCAGAGAGAGGUGAAUGACACUCUCCCUUUUGCCCUCAGGAUAGUCACCCGUCUCCUAGAGCCAGCUCCUGGCUCCAUGCCAGGGUGAGGGCACGAGGUUUCAGACAGGCUCCAGCCUCUAUUGGAACUCAUCAGAAACUGCUGUUGCUCAAGGCUGAGU